GAAGAAGGAGAGGAGAAGAAGAGAAGAAGAGAAGAAGAGUCACCGCUGGGGCAGAAACAGUUCACCUCCAGCCUCCCGGACAGCAUGAAAAACACUCUGUUGACUGAAAUUAAGCUUUUAAUUUGAUAAUUAAAAACACGUGAAGUCUUUACAGCUACAACAGAAGGGCACCGCCUCCGCGCGUUUUCCUUUAGUGCUUGAGUGAGCUAGCUUAGCCUGUUAGCUUAGCAGGACACCCACUCAGCCGUGUCCGUGUGUGCAGGACUUCACACCACCAGGAGCGGACAGAAAUACCCCUGGAGCUGCACCACAACUGACCCGGACUUUACUUUACAACUACAGCUGCACGUGUUGGAUCCAAACGCGGCUUUUGCACGCAAAGUUCUAACAAAAUAUCAACAAGGAAACAUCCUGACAAACAAGGAAGUCUGAAUGAACUUUGCUGCUAGCUAGUUGUGCAGCUGCAUUGCUUCAUUGUGCUGCAUGCUUCAGCAGCUCCGUGCAGCCUUUCCUCCCGUCCUGCAGUGCUGAUAGUGAUUAUCUGUAAACCCAUCUGAGCGUGCUGUUGACACCAACGAAGCUAGGCUGGAAGCGUGCUAGAUCUAACGUGCUAACUUGGAAAGCAAACAUUUCAGAGAUGAUUCCCGAAAAAGCGCCGAAGGAGGACGUCUUCUAUGGGUCUGGGGACCUGAAGAAGGAUGCUCACAUCCCCAGCUUCGACAAAUAUAAGGAGCUCUACUUGAAAUCCAUAGAGAAUCCUAAUGAGUUCUGGGGCGACAUCGCCAAAGAUUUCUUCUGGAAGACCAAACACACGGGUCAGUUCCUCGAAUACAACUUCGAUGUGACGAAAGGAGAAAUAUUUAUCAAGUUUAUGGAAGACGCUUCCACCAACAUCUGCUACAACGUCCUCGACCGCAACGUCCACGACAGGGAGCUCGGAGAUAAAGUGGCCUUCUACUGGGAAGGCAAUGAGCCCGGAGAUGAGCUGACGGUGACGUACAAAGAGCUGCUGCAGAGAGUCUGUCAGUUUGCCAACGUCCUGAAGUCUCAGGGAGUGAAGAAGGGCGACCGUGUGUCCAUCUACAUGCCCAUGGUGGUGGAGCUGGUGGUGGCUAUGUUGGCGUGCGUCCGCAUCGGAGCCGUUCACUCCAUAGUGUUUGCAGGUUUCUCUGCGGAGUCUCUGUGCGAGAGGAUCCUGGACUCGCAGUGUUCGCUGCUCGUCACAGCAGACGGUUUCUAUCGAGGAGAUAAGCUGAUCAACCUGAAGCUCUUAGCGGACGAAGCACUGCAGAAGUGCAGAGACAAGGGUUUCCCGAUACAGAGGUGUAUAAUGCUGAAGCACUUGUCCAGAGAAGCAGAAGAGACUCCUCUGGGCUCUCAGUCUCCUCCCGCCAAACGGUCCUGCCCGGAUCUGCAGCAGGAGAAACAGACAGGGAGGGUAAAGAAAACACGUCCUGUCCCGCAGGUCCCGUGGAACCCCAAGGUGGACUUGUGUUGGCACACUCUGGUGCGUGGAGCUUCAGACGAGUGUGAACCAGAGUGGUGCAACUCAGAAGAUCCUCUCUUCAUCCUCUACACCAGCGGCUCAACCGGCAAACCAAAGGGAGUCCUCCACACAGUCAGCGGCUACAUGCUCUACACUGCCACCACCUUCAAACUGGUGUUCGACCACCAGCCGGAUGACGUGUACUGGUGCACGGCAGACAUCGGUUGGAUCACCGGACACUCCUACAUCACAUACGGCCCGCUGGCUAACGGGGCCACCAGCGUCCUGUUUGAGGGCCUGCCUACCUACCCAGAUGUAAGCCGUAUGUGGGAGAUUGUGGACAAAUAUAAUGUUUCCAAGUUCUACACGGCGCCGACCGCCAUCAGACUGCUGAUGAAGUACGGCAGAGAGCCGGUGCAGAAGUAUAAGCGGGAUUCUCUGAAGGUUCUGGGGACGGUGGGAGAGCCCAUCAACCCUGAGGCCUGGCAGUGGUACUACAACGUGGUGGGAGAGAAGAGAUGUCCCAUUGUCGACACCUUCUGGCAGACAGAAACUGGUGGACAUGUGUUGACUCCUCUACCUGCAGCCACUCCCAUGAAACCUGGAUCUGCUACGUUCCCGUUCUUCGGCGUGGUGCCGGCCAUCUUGAAUGAGUCGGGGGAGGAGCUGGAGGGGCCGAGCGAAGGAUACCUGGUGUUCAAACAGCCGUGGCCCGGCGUGAUGAGGACGGUGUACGGAAACAAGCAGCGGUUUGAAACCACCUACUUCAAGAAGUUUCCUGGAUACUACGUCACCGGAGACGGUUGCCGUAGAGACAAGGAUGGCUACUAUUGGAUAACAGGGAGGAUAGACGACAUGCUGAAUGUCUCGGGUCACUUAUUGAGUACAGCGGAGGUGGAGUCGGCUCUGGUGGAGCACGAGGCCGUUGUCGAGGCGGCGGUGGUGGGCAGACCUCAUCCUGUCAAAGGAGAAAGUCUCUACUGCUUCGUCACGCUCGCUGAUGGUCUGACGUUCAACCGCACGCUGGAGGCCGGGCUCAAAAAACAAGUGCGGGAGAAGAUCGGUGCCAUCGCGACACCAGACUUCAUCCAGAAUGCUCCAGGCCUCCCCAAGACCCGAUCCGGUAAGAUCAUGCGACGGGUGCUUCGCAAAAUCGCCUGUGACGAACGAGACCUGGGCGACAUCUCCACGCUGGCCGACUCCUCGGUGGUCGAGCAGCUCUUCCAGAACAGAUGCUGCCCCGACGUGUGACGGCCUCCAGGAUCCUCGCGGGGAAGCUCCGAUUGCAGCCGCACGCCACCGGCCACAAACCCAGCCCGGGGAGAGAAGAAGAAGAAGAAGAAGAAGAAGAAGAGGAAGAAAAGGAGAAACUACAUGAACUUGGUCUUGUCCAACAAACAACCUUUAGCUCCUGAUGAGUCUGACCGGUGUGCAGCAGAGCCGGUGUUUAACCCCACUGUCCUCUUUAAUGUACGAACGAUCAGCAGCAGGUGGAGACACGACAUCUGUCUGGAUGCUUCACACUUCUGUAGAAGUAGUAAUCAUUUUAACAGCAGCAAAGAAAGUAUAGAAAUGACAUCAGUCUGUUGGCUUUAAUGUUUUCCAGAGUUUAAAACACACAGUGGUGUUUAUGAGAAGCCAGAGGUUGUUUCUGUGAAAGACCGUCCUGCGACUGUGUGGCAGAGGUGGAGCCGGGUAACGCUUCCUUUGGUUUGAUCCUUGUGUUUUAGCCAAGAAUACACCACAGCAUGCGUUCCCUAAAGGGACAGUUUGGAGGCUCUUACCCACAGUCGGUGGAUAAUGCGCCUCCAGUUUGGAGAAACCGAGUACCAGAAGGAAGCUAAGCAAUGUUCUGCUGCAAAACGUUACAAAUUCACCAAAGUCACACAAUAACGUAAACAAGCGAUGGAGGCAGCAGCGGACGAGCACCUCUUGUGUUCUGCGAGGUGAAAUGAAAAUAGGCAAUGGAGCGUUGAAGAGGGCUUCAGUUCCCCGUCACAGCCCUUUCUGACGGGCACGGUGAAGGUGAAGGCUGCUGCCCCCGUCCACAGCAGUACAUUGUUUAGCUCCCGUGCCUGUACUCCCAUCUGUUUCUCCAAAGUGGGGGCGUGCCGACCUCCAUCUACUGCAGGUAAACUAUAGAUAAGAUCCUCACUCAACCCCACUUCAGACAUUUUGAACUAUCCCUUUAAAGUGUUUCCACACUGGAAUAAGGCUAAUGUGAAGUGCUAUCUGUAACUGGCCUGUAGUUAAUUCAACAAGUCUCCUCCCCUCGCUCGCUGUUAUGUCAACUGACGAUUACGCUCAAUAUUUCUACUAGUUUUCAUUUCUAUUGUAAUUUUCUAAACGCGUGUAGAAUUGUGUAAUUUCUUUCUCUGGUUUUUGACAUAGGAUGUGUUGGGUAUGUCUAUUCGUGUGUCUGCACACUGUAUAUGGGGCUCCUUUUCUUUCAGUCUGGUAAACGGGGAACGUGUGUCCAGCAUCGUGCAGCUCAGGACUCCACACGGUCGGCUCCUCUCUCAAAAGCCCCCAAAAAAAGGGAAUUUCCCAAUAACUCCAACAGAAAAUAGUUUCUCAUUUAGUGUUCUCGUGUUAAAGUCGUAUGAUGUGUCCACACUCGUUCAUUAUUAAAUCAGAAUUAAUAGUUAUCUUUGAUUAACUUGAGGUAUCAAAGUCGAUCCCAAGCGGCUGUAAUUAUGUGAGAGUAUGAUUUUAAUUUAGUAAAAUAAUCAACAAAACUCACGAUACGUGAUCGUCCACAAUCUGUGGAUCAAGUCUGGAUCAUGAUAUGGUGACGUCUGUUCAAAGCUAAGAGUCUGUUAAGAAUAAAUCAUCAUUGGUGUCUUUAUUCAUUUUCCUGUUGGCCCGAGUAUUUAAGCUCUGUAUCGGAGAAAAUAAGGCUGGUGCUAUUCAAAUUAAAAUGUUUAUUGUAUACCAUAAAAAGACCAAAACCAACAAUGUGUUAGUCCUUCUAAUACUUACUUCCUGUCUUUACGCUCCACUAUAAGCCUUCUUUGUUGGUUUGAAUCUUUUUAUGGGAUUUGUUGACGGUAACACAAAUAUAGAAUAUCACCAGACUUUCCUCCAUCCUUAAAUGUUUUUUUUAUUGGAGGAGAAAAUGUUAAUGAUUUUCCAAGCAAAGGUCUUUAACUUCAUUCUUCAUGCUGAUAGACUGAAGUCAAGGUUGAAGCAACGGACCAGUCGAGCCAUAAAAUUGAGUCAAAAUCAUCUAAACAAAUCUGAAUUCUGAGCUAAUUUGGUGCUUUAAAAGGUUUCUCCUCUAAGUUUCCUUAGCUGAUUGUGAUUACAUUUGUGCAAGAUGAACCAGAAGCAGGUUGUCGUACAGAUUUCAUCAGCUUUUUAUUUUUGAAUUUGUUGCCGUUUGUUUCUCAAUGUGCCAACCUAAGUAACAGAGGAGCUGGGUGUAUACAGCUAAUCAUUGUAUUUAAUGUUUAAAGAAAAAGUGGAGCUGCUUAUUUGACAUAGAAGCUUUUUAUUUUGGUUUGUAUAAUAACUUCAGGUGACGGGACGAGUAUUGCAGUUUGUAUUUUUUUGUUUUUCUCUGUUCAUCUUCCGUUUUGUGUUUUAAUUUCUCUGUUUUUAUCAGUGUAUGCAAUGACAGUAAAUGAACAUGACUACUGCCUCUCA
Molecule: messenger RNA, 5134 nt
Organism: Cottoperca gobio
Lineage: Eukaryota; Metazoa; Chordata; Actinopteri; Perciformes; Bovichtidae
Product: acetyl-coenzyme A synthetase, cytoplasmic-like
Exons: 19
Coding region: 638-2737 (699 amino acids)
Biological process (GO): acetyl-CoA biosynthetic process
Cellular component (GO): cytoplasm
Molecular function (GO): acetyl-CoA synthetase activity
Source: RefSeq, a predicted model, not a curated record